AUUGGGGUCAUGAAACUGGGUUUAUAUCACCUUAUGCCUUACAUUGCACUGCCCUGUACUCACCUUUAUCGAGAGAUUAUGAAUUUGAGAGAAAGUGGUUAGCACAACCUCCAUCUAACGAAACAAUUAUGUGCACAGCCUUGUAUAUAGGUUUACGCUUUUGUGUUGCAACCAUUAAACUAAAUAGCGAUCAGUUUUUACUUUACCACACAACUGACUCUGUGCCACAUAUAAGCGUAGCAAAAACCGAUGAUGUAGAGUGGAAAGAUACUGGUGUCUGGCUUAAGUCUGUGUUGCAGGUGACUGACUGGCAAAGUGAAGACGGGUUCAAAUUCUCCCCCAGUGCUCGCGCUGUUUGCGCUCCUUUCUUUUGGGUCGCGCCUGUCCAACGGGGAAUCCAUGGGGCAGAGAACCAAGAUGCGCCCCCUGAGGAGGCACUGGGAGGCACGUUUUCACCCUUGCUGAUUGGCCUCCCCGAUUCUCUAUGGGCAAAAGAUAAGUAUGAUAUUGGCCUUAUGAAAGGGGCAGAGCCCCUAACAGUCACACCAAAAAGCACACACCGGCCUAGCCGUGCCCAGUAUCCUCUCAGCAAGGAAGCACAGGAAGGCAUUGCUCCUGUGCAUGCGUCUUUGGUCUCCAAAGGAGCUAUCGUGCCCUGCCCAGACUCGCCUUGCAACACCCCGAUUCUCCCGGUCCGCAAAGCCUCGGGAGAAUGGCGAUUUGUCCAAUACCUCAGGGUAAAAGCCGCCCUACCCGAGCCGAAGGAGGGGGCGCUUCACAUGCUCCUGCCGGGGGACUGGGUGAUCAUCAAAGACCUCCGCUGGAAGCAUUGGCAUCAACAACGCUGGACAGGUCCGUUCCAGGUGCUCCUGACAACGCAGACAGCGGUGAAAGUCGCUGAACGAUCAACGUGGGUCCACGCCAGCCAUUGCAGAAAAGUGCCCUAUAGCCCGAAGGGAGAUGUAUAUGUAUCGCCCCCUGGAACAACGUAG
Acipenser ruthenus (sterlet) is the source of this 992-nucleotide messenger RNA. RefSeq lists its product as uncharacterized. The transcript has 2 exons. The record is from RefSeq and is a predicted model, not a curated record. Bases 129 to 992 code for a protein of 287 amino acids. Lineage: Eukaryota; Metazoa; Chordata; Actinopteri; Acipenseriformes; Acipenseridae.